AUGUCAGAAGGUGGAAACACAGCAACCCAGGGCACUACCAAGGGUGCUCAACGCUCAGCAGGGGUCAACAAGGGAAUCCAAUUCCCAAAAGGGGGCAAUGUUGGCGUUCAACACCAGGAAGGGAUCAACAUAAGCUUCAACGCCCAGAUAGGGGAGGCCAAGCACGUUCUAGUUCAGGGAACAUUCAUCCGAAAGAAGCUGAUCAAGAUCCCAUUUGCAGAAGCCCUUGAACAAAUACCCUCCUAUGUCAAGUUCAUGAAGGAUAUAUUGAGCUACAAGAAGGAUUGGAGGGAGGUAGAGACAGUUUUCCUCACUGAAGAGUGCAGUGUAGUCAUCCAGAGGAUCCUACCAAAGAAACUUCAAGACCUUGGAAGCUUUGUGAUACCCUACACUCUCAGAGAUGGUUGUACAAGGAAAGCCCUAGGUAGUCUUGGAACAAGCAUCAAUUUGAUGCCUUCAUCACCACUAAGGAAACUUGGGAUCCAAGAAGUCAAGUUUACCCGCAUCUGCCUUCAACUUGCUGAUGGCUCCAUCAAGUUUCCAUCAGGAGUAGUUGAAGACGUGAUUGUAAGGGUUAGACCCUUUGCGUUUUCCACAGACUUCGUGGUGUUGAAUAUGGAAGAAUACAAGAAUGUAUCCAUUAUUCUAGGGAGACCCUUUCUGGCUAUAGGAAGGACCCUCAUUGAUGUGCAAAAAAAGGAAGUGACACUAAGAGUCAAUGAGGACAAAUUCGUACUAAAUGCUGUCAAGGCCAUGCAGUACCUUGACACCCCAAAGGAAUGUAUGAGGAUUGAUAUCAUCGAACCCCUGGUGGAAGAGGUACAUGUAGUUGAGAGACUUGAGGAGGAGCUGGAUGACAUCCUUGAAGAUGCCAAGCCUGACAUAGAGGCACCAGCAAAACAUGAGGAGACAUUAAAAACUCUUAAAGUAGAGGAUGAUCCUCCUAAACUUGAACUUAAGCCACUACCAUCUUCCUUGAAAUACGUGUUUCUAGGAGAUGGAGACACACUGUAA
This is a messenger RNA of Arachis duranensis, 1014 nucleotides long. RefSeq lists its product as uncharacterized. NCBI's taxonomy places the organism in Eukaryota, Viridiplantae, Streptophyta, Magnoliopsida, Fabales, Fabaceae. The coding region runs from base 1 to 1014 and encodes 337 amino acids. The record is from RefSeq and is a predicted model, not a curated record. The transcript has 2 exons.